AUGAAGCAAUUCGAAUGGAACCGCAACAGCGGCUCCUCCUGGAGCUGGUUUGGGAAUGCUUCGGGAGCGCGGGAGAAACAGACUGGGAAGACUGUCGACAGAUAUCAUGCUCUGGGCACGGGCGAUUAUGUUCUGGCAAACUGUGUUUCGUACAGAUAUGACUUUCGAGGUCCCAGCAUGACCAUCAAAGCUGCCUGUUCAUCCUCCCUGACUGCACUUCAUGAAGCAUGCCAGGCACUAGCCUCUGGAGCUUGUUCAUCGGCCAUAGUUGCUGGAAGUAAUCUUAUCAUGUCGCCAACCAUGACAACAAGCCUAUCGGAUAAUAUGGUGUUGUCCCCAAGUGGUGUUUGUCGGACGUUCGACGCCAAAGCUGACGGCUAUGGCCGAGGUGAAGCGAUCAAUGUGCUGUACAUAAAGCGCCUAAGCAGUGCAAAGCAGGCAAAUGACCCUAUAAGGGCAGUCAUUCGAUCAACUGCUGUGAACUAUGAUGGGAAAACAGCAAAUAUAUCUGCCCCAUCCGUUCAGUCCCAAGAGAGUCUUAUUCGAAAUGCAUAUCAAAAGGCUGGGUUCAACGAUCUUUCGGUUACUGCCUUCUUUGAGUGUCAUGGUACUGGAACGGUAGCAGACGAUGCAGCCGAGACAACAGCAAUUGACAAUUGCUUCAAGCCGGAUGGGGUCAUUAUUGGCGCGCUUAAACCCAACUUUGGCCAUUCAGAGGGUGCAUCGGGUAUCACGAGUCUCAUCAAAGCUAUCCUAAUCCAGUUUAACCGUCCCUUUAGAGCCCAUGAAAUGGCCGCCGAUCGACGCCAAAGGGUUAGUAUCAAUGGGUUCGGCAUAGGUGGUGCAAACGCCCAUGUCAUAUUGGAUUCUGCAGCGGAUGUCUGUGGCAACUUCCAGGAUUCGCAAACUUCCGAGUCAGUAACCGGAGUGAAGCUGCUUGUGGUCUCAGCUCAAGGCUCAAAGAGUCUGGAGAGUCGCAUUAAGCAGACAGCAUUUGUCUCACCGAGCAUUCUGUGUGGUUUCCUCACAAACCCCCUUACGAUCUUCGAUGUUUCAGAAAUCCUGCACUCAAGUCUCACCUCAGCUUUCAUUCGUUUUUACUGGUCAAGGAUCCCAGUGGGCGGAGCUCUCAAAGGUCUUGGGGAUCCACCAUCAUGGUCUCUUCAGGAGGAGCUGUGCCGGACAAGCGACUCACGCGUUGAUGAAGCGGAAGUCUGUCAGCCACUCUGUACUGCCAUUCAGAUAGGACUUGUCAACCUUCUUGCGUCCUGGGGAGUGCAGCCAGCUGCUGUAGUUGGACACUCCAGCGGUGAAAUUGCAGCUGCUUAUGCAGCAGGCGCUAUCUCGGAGAAGUCGGCUAUAAUACUCGCAUAUUAUCGCGGCAAGCUGGCCAAACAACAAAUGGGUCUGGGAGAAAUGGCAAGUAUCGGCCUCUCUAGCGAAGAGGUAACUUCAUAUCUCGAAGACGGAGUGGUAAUCGCAUGCAGGAAUAGUCCUCAAAGUGUCACUCUAUCCGGUGAAACAAGUAAAAUCGACAUUAUAGUGGAGAGGAUUAGAAAUGAUAUUCCUGAUAUCUUUUGCAGAAAGCUUGGGCUCAAGAUCGCAUAUCACUCGCAACAAAUGAAGUGCCUGGGGCCCCUUUAUGAGGCCUCUAUAACAGGUCACUUGCAAAUAAACUUUCAUAUGCUGCCGAUGCUGUCCAGUGUCACUAAGGCUAUGGUGAUGGACCCUCAGGAGCUUGGCGCGGCCUACUGGAGAAGGAACCUUGAGUCUCCCGUUCUUUUUAAUGAUGCAGUGAGCAAUCUGCUAAAGGAAGACAAGGCCCAUAUACUACUCGAAAUAAGUCCCCAUUCUGCAUUGUCAGGUCCUCUAAAGCAGAUAUUUCGUAGCCACAGCCUGAAGCAUGGCCCACUCUAUAUUCCCACCUUGAAACGCUGCGAUGAUACUAGCUUCGAUGCUAGAUGUGAAGUUCAGCUCUUGUCCGCGCUAGGCUUGAUCCACAGCAACGGGGCCAUUGUUGACCUGAUGUCAGUGAACGGUAGGGGGCAAGUCGUGACAGACCUCCCGCCGUAUCCCUGGCAACAUGGUACACGAUACUGGAAUGAAAGCCGUUUGGUGAGAGACUGGAGGUUGAGCAGUAUGCCACCUCAUGAACUGCUCGGCUCACGGUGUCCCGAGUCUACAGAUCUUGAACCUUCGUGGCGGAACAUCGUUGGCACUGGGAGCAACCCAUGGCUUGCUGACCAUAUCCUCCGUGGUCAUGUAGUGUUUCCUGCAGCUGGUUACAUCGCUAUGGCAGGUGAAGCAGUCCGGCAGCUCAACCCAGGCACUGAGGGGUUUACUGCGAAGAACGUUCUAUUCAAGAGCCCUCUGGUCAUAGAUGAGACGGGAAGCGUGGAGAUUAUCACGUCUCUCAAUCCAGUUGCCUUCAAUGAUGUGAUGAAUUCAGAAUGGUACUCUUUUGUAAUAGCAAGCCACGAUGGCAGUGUUUGGACGGAGGUCUGCAGCGGUCAAGUCCAGGCAGGAGUCGAGGAUGAGCCUUCCCAUAUUAAAAUCCCACGUUAUGCGCGCCAAGUUUCUCCUGAAAAAUGGUAUGGGGCUCUGUCAGAUCUUGGGCUCUCUUAUGGUCCCCAGUUUCGCGGUUUACAGAAUAUUUCUGCCGACCCGUUAGGUGGAAGAGCCUCAGCCAGUGUGAACCUAGUGAAGCAAUAUGAGAGCCAUUACUUUGUCCACCCAACUAUGCUUGAUCAAUGUCUUCAGCUCAUGAGCGUCGCAGGUGCAGCGGGACUUCGCCGAUGCAUUAUCAAGAGUGCCAUUCCCUCUUCCAUUGAGCACCUGCUCGUCAGGAGCGUUGGCGAAUACAUGGACGUUAAUGUGGAAGUCAAACAGGAAACUGGUAACUACCUAGCAGGGGAUGCAACUGCUAUGUUCGAAGACAAAGUCGUACUUUCCAUGAAGGUAGAGGAUGAAGUUUUGAAGGGCUUAGAAAUAUGUAUCAUGCGAUCCCGUGAUUCGAUCGCCACUGAUCCAGGAACUCAGACAUCAUCAUCCGUCAUAAUUAGACUUAGGUAUACCAGACCACUUUCUGAUACAUCGGUCCGUCUUUUAUGGCAUAGUCAAGACGUUCGAUUUGCACCUUACGCAAACAUCGAUUUAUCCUCUAAGCAGCAACCCAGUGACGCAAGUAGCAACAUCCUUAGAGAUCUAACCCUCCGAGCAGACAGAGACCCAAGUAUCAUGCUCACAGAAGAAUCUCGCAGCCUUAUUAUACAGGAAACCGUUCGCUUGGUUUCCUCGUCCCUCAUCGGAUCGCAAGAUCUCGACGAAGGACAGAAAUGGGAGAUUCCGAUUGAUUCCCUUGCAUCACUCGAAAUCAAGAGCUGGGUGCGGCGGAAUAUGGAUCUCGAUGUCAGUGUGGCUGAGAUUGCUAAAUCACGAACGGUUGGAGGGCUGGCGCUUAUGACUGCAGAUCGCUUGGUAGGGCAUUACAAGGCUAAGCUUGAAAAUCCGAGUAGUGGUGUGCUUGAUGAAGGGACUGCUGUCCCUUCAUCAAGCGAGGUGGUGGACUAG
Molecule: messenger RNA, 3570 nt
Organism: Aspergillus tubingensis
Lineage: Eukaryota; Fungi; Ascomycota; Eurotiomycetes; Eurotiales; Aspergillaceae
Product: putative polyketide synthase
Exons: 9
Coding region: 1-3570 (1189 amino acids)
Biological process (GO): secondary metabolite biosynthetic process; fatty acid biosynthetic process
Molecular function (GO): 3-oxoacyl-[acyl-carrier-protein] synthase activity; fatty acid synthase activity
Source: RefSeq, a predicted model, not a curated record